Molecule: messenger RNA, 1026 nt
Organism: Caenorhabditis bovis
Lineage: Eukaryota; Metazoa; Nematoda; Chromadorea; Rhabditida; Rhabditidae
Source: the annotation of a GenBank genome assembly
AUGGAGCGCUACGAGUUCUACGCGAUGAAAUCCUGGUUCUACGUGCCGGUGAUUCUCAUCGGCCUUCUCGGCAACUUCGCCAGCUUCCUCGUCUAUCGAACGACGCCGAUGCGCAAAUCCACCGUCGGCACACUUCUACUCAUUGUCUCGCUCAUCGAUAUUCUCCUGCUCAUUCUCAUCAUCCCAAUAUUCGUGCUAGUGUUCCUUCCGAUCUGGGACAAUCAAUGGGAGCGCUAUUCGCUUCACAUGAGCUUCUUCGCCUAUUCAACGAGAUAUGUCUACCCGUUGUGCAUGAUGACAAAAUCGUGCUCGUUGUACUUUAUGGUGCUCAUCACGAUUGAGCGCUGGAUCGCUGUGUGCCGCCCAUUACAAGCGAAACUUUUGUGCACAAAUCGGAAUACGAUGAAAGCGGGCAUCUGCAUUGUGAUUUUCUCGAUACUAUUCAAUUUUCCGCGAUUUUUCGAUUAUAAAAUUGGCCCCGGCUACAUAUCCGAAAUGUGGAUGCUUGAUGUGAAAAAUCAUUUUUGGUACUUCAUCGUCUAUUUCGUCAUAUUGUCGGUGAUUUUCGACUAUUUCCUCCCGAUACUGAUAAUGGCAAUCGCCAAUUAUUAUGUGAUCAAAGCUCUUCGAUACAAGGAUGAAUCCAUUGGCAGUAUUGCAGUUCAGAGAAGGAAAGAGCAGAAUACGACAGUGAUGCUUCUCGUCGUCACGAUAUUCUUCGCGUUUUGCCAUUUAUUCUCAAUGUUCCUCAAGUUGGCCGAAUGCAUUGUCGGCGACUUUUUGACGCAAUCUAGUUUCGUGUGGGAGGUGUUCGCCGAAUUCACGACAUUCCUCAUCAUCUUCCAUACCUCGUCGACAUUCUUCAUCUACUACGGCUUCUCGGAGAAGUUUCGCACGACAUUCCACGAAAUCAUCACAUGUCGCGAGAAAUCGGUGGACGACACAAAAUGCUCCGGACACCUUCUGCAGACGUCGAUGGUGUCGGACGCGGCGACGAAACGCAAAUUCCCCGGCCAAUAUAUUUGA